Molecule: messenger RNA, 864 nt
Organism: Phytophthora sojae
Lineage: Eukaryota; Oomycota; Peronosporomycetes; Peronosporales; Peronosporaceae
Exons: 1
Coding region: 1-864 (287 amino acids)
Source: RefSeq, a predicted model, not a curated record
AUGUACGCCGUUGCGGAUUGGCUGUGCUCGAACGGGUUUCGUGUCCGGGAGUACCUGUCAGAGAAAGAGGCAGAGUGUUCCCCAAACUUGGUGUGGUGGAUAUUCCUCUUUGCUCUUCAUGAGCUGGCGCGUGAGGCCAAUGCUGUGUUUGUGUCGUUGCAAGACAUGACCACGCUUGUCAAACAACAAGAUGACCGCUUUGGAGGUCUUGUGCAACGCCUCCUCAACAUUAGUGGGGCCCUUGGCCCCCUGGAAGAAGCCGCAAUCCUGGAGUUGGACAGUGGCAAGUAUGAAAUCAUUGGGAGCUUUGCCAUUUCCCAGGCAGCGCCCGCCACGUACUUGAACAACCUCAAUCUUUGGGUCUGCGAAGGUCUUAAGACUCUCGCGGAAGGGCAGCAAACAUUUGUUGUCAAUGCAGUGGCUCGAAUGUAUCUCCUCGCUAUCUCAAACAUAUUCGCACUCAAGGAACGGGCACACACCAGCCCGCGCGUCACUCCCAAAGAGCUUGCGACUAGUUCAAUGGUUGAGCUGGUGUCGCUAAUUGACACCCACCGCGAGCGAAUCCUCCGGACAUUCGGAGAUGAAGGCAUCGAUAAAAUCGGACAAGAAUUCAAGCGGCUGAGGGUCGAGUAUAUCGAUGGCAAACCGAUUCGAAAAGCUAUUGACAGCUUUGAUCACCGCCUUGCCAGCUUUGAUCAGAUGUGGCAGCUUGACGACGCUGAGAGGUUUCCAACAUUGGCAAGCCUGUGUGGGGGAUUCGCCAGUGUGUUUCCCAACACUGCCACUGUUGAGGAUGAUUUCUCGCUGAUCGGGUGCGAGAAAACAAACAGGCGUAGGCAGCUUUUGUCGCCGCUGGCUUCGUAG